AUGAAAACACUCAUCGUCCCAACAUUAAUCUUAUGCCUCUCCAUAGCCAUAUUAUCCGAAGGUCAACCUCUCCCAUUUCAGAUGCAACUUGAUCGAUGGGAAAUGCUGCUACCGAGUAUUGGUAUAUCCGCCAUGCACAUGCAACUCCUCCACAACGGCAUGGUUAUAAUGUUCGACCGCACUGAUUUCGGCAUCUCGAAUAUAUCUCUACCUGGAGGCAUGUGUCGAUUCGAUCCUAGUGACACCGCUAUCAAGUUCGAUUGCUCCGCACAUUCUGUUCUAUACGACGUUGUCUCCAACACAUACCGAGCGUUGAAAGUCCAAACCGAUACAUGGUGUUCUUCUGGUUCGGUUCUUCCCAACGGGACGUUGGUUCAAACUGGUGGAUACAACGAUGGUGAGCGUGCGGCUCGAAUGUUUACCCCGUGCGGCUUUAGUGAAACAUGUGACUGGAUUGAGUUUCCUCAGUAUCUAGCUCAACGUAGAUGGUAUGCGACCAACCAAAUUUUACCGGAUGGGCGGAUAAUUGUGGUCGGGGGAAGAAGACAAUUCAACUUUGAAAUUUUCCCCCGACCGGAUUAUCAUCGGUAUAAAGGAGCUAGAUUCGAGUUUCUUAGAGAAACUUCGGAUGCGAGUAACGAGAACAACUUAUAUCCGUUCCUACAUCUUUUACCGGAUGGAAACUUAUUUGUCUUCGCUAACACAAGAUCGAUUGUGUUUGAUUACAAAACAAACAGAAUCGUGAAAGAGUUUCCAGAGAUUCCAGGUGGUGAUCCAAGAAACUACCCUAGCAGUGGCUCUUCCGUACUCUUUCCAUUAGAUGAAACCAAUAAUAUUUUGGAGCUUGAGAUCAUGGUUUGUGGAGGCGCUCCUAAAGAAGCCUUCCAACGUGCGUAUAGAAACCGCGGAUUCGAACGUGCCACUUCAACGUGCGGGAGGCUAAAGCUUACCGAUCCAAAUCCAAGUUGGGAAAUGGAAACCAUGCCGUUGCCACGUGUCAUGGGUGACAUGCUGCUUUUACCAACAGGUAACGUCAUCAUUGUAAACGGUGCAGAAGCUGGUACGGCCGGGUGGGAGAACGCACGUGACCCGGUGACUCGACCGGUUAUAUAUCACCCGUUUGAUCACCGGUUCUCAGUUAUGUCUAUGUCAUCACGUCCUAGGAUGUACCAUUCCUCGGCAGUUUUAUUACCCGACGGUAGGGUUUUAAUUGGUGGAAGUAAUCCUCACGUUUAUUACAACUUUACCAACGUCGAGUAUCCAACGGAGUUAAGCCUCGAGGCUUACUCUCCUCCUUAUCUAUCUUUCACAUACGAUACAACAAGACCGAAAAUAUUGACCAGUGACAAAGUUCUGAGUUACACGAGAAUGUUCAACGUUAAUAUCUCCAUACCACAGUUUCUGACCAUUGAUCUUCUCUCUGUGAGGAUAGUUGCACCUUCGUUCACUACGCACUCAUUGGCGAUGAAUCAGAGGCUGGUGAUCUUAAAGUUACUCUCUGUGACGCGUGAUGGGCUAACAAAUACGUAUAGAAUCAAUGCGUUGGGUCCAUCAACGGCUGAGAUUGCUCCUCCAGGAUACUAUAUGAUGUUUGUGGUUCAUGCAGGCAUACCAAGCUCAGGUGCUUGGGUACAAAUUGAGUGA
Molecule: messenger RNA, 1644 nt
Organism: Microthlaspi erraticum
Lineage: Eukaryota; Viridiplantae; Streptophyta; Magnoliopsida; Brassicales; Brassicaceae
Source: the annotation of a GenBank genome assembly